GAGAUGGGCUCCCAGGGGUGGGGCAAGAAAUAAACAAAAAUACGUCGUUUCUGGCAAAUUACGUCAGGCGGGCAGGGCAGUGCGUGGAGUGUUUUACAACACUAGUAAAAAGCCGAUACAGGUAGUCCUGACAUUAUUUUUAAAAGAAACAUAAAAAUUCUUAUGUGAAUAUUAAAUAUUUGUUAACCAAUAUUCACUGUAAACAUGUUUUGAUUACUGGAAAUACUUUGCAACACUGGCUCAGCUUCAAAACAGAAAAUAGACGCCAUGGAAGAUUUAUCUCUAUCGCAAUUGGAGGACUUGCGGCAACUGCAACUCCAACUCAACGCAAAUAAGGAUAUUUACAUCAACCUAUACACCAAGAUCAUAAAGCAGACAUUUACAACUCAAAUGAACAAUUUGGUUGAUGGCGAAUUUAAUAUAGAAGCUGUGAAAUUGAAUGUGCCCCAAAGACCCCCCAUUCUCCCACCACAGGAAUAUACACCCAUGCACCAACUAAGCAAAUUGGAGGAGGUUUUCAAGGAUACCAUGGAAGGCUUGUCGAUGCUGUAGAAGUUUUCUCAAUCAUCAUUCUUGGUACUGUUCAGCCAGUAGCCAUAGAGAGUCUUAUGAACAUGUUGCAGGCAUUCGAACGAGGGAGACUGGUUCUGCGAAUAUGAAUUAUUCAAAUUAAAUAAUUAAAUUUACUGAUUAUUACUUAAAUACUUACGUUGAAUAUAGGAAUAAUAGGCCGACUCUUAAAAAUA
This is a messenger RNA of Drosophila ananassae, 746 nucleotides long. RefSeq lists its product as uncharacterized. Bases 268 to 552 code for a protein of 94 amino acids. The record is from RefSeq and is a predicted model, not a curated record. Lineage: Eukaryota; Metazoa; Arthropoda; Insecta; Diptera; Drosophilidae. The transcript is spliced from 5 exons.